AUGUCUAAAGCAAAAGAAGGGAGUAUUCCAAAAAUGCAUCGUUUUUAUCAUAUGGAGUAUUUUCUUCUACCAGAUGAUAUUGAUCCUCGGAAAUUAGAUUUGGUGUUAUUUGGUCCGUUGGCUAAACUAUAUCUGGAAACUGAAUCUAAGGUCGUGAAACCAUGGCUUGAAAAUAACCAAAUAUGGGUGUCAUGGAACCAUAGCAUUGAAAUUAAUGUUACUAAUGACUUUCUAAUAAAACUAAGAGAUCACAACAUAAAAUUGAGAUUAUGGGAUAUCAAAGAAAAGGUUUGUGCAAAAGCCAGGUUUAGUAAACAAAAGGCCAAUGUACCACAUUCAGAGCAAGGAGAUAUUGAUGGAGAAAGUUAUGUGGUCAGUCAACUGGGAGAGAAAUCCCCUAAGCUCUGUGAUGCAUACCUAAGCUUUUCUGUUGAUGAGCCUCUCAUGAGUGAGAAACAGAAGCGUGAGUUAAACCCACUGAUUAUUAGGAUUAAAUCUGCCAGAUGCUUACCAACCACACCUGUUCCCAUUGAAGAGCUACAGAGUUCAUGUGUUCCUGUUUACUGCAAAUACAAAUUCUGGAAUAUGCCUCCCCAUCGAACACGAGGUCGAGAUCAUGGAACUGAUGUCUUCUUUAAUGAUACCAAUGUGAUUCUCAUAGGAACAGUUAAGCCUGGAGAACUGAGUGAGUAUCUCAGAGGACCACCAUUGGAAAUUGAAGUCCAUGACCGAGACAAAAAAAUGGAAGCUAUCAAGACCAUGCCUUCCUUGUUUGGAGAGGAACCAGGAGACAACAAAAUAAGUGACGUGAACGUGGUCACUUCCACAUACAUGCUUCAGCAUCCCAUUAACAUGGAGGAAAUGUGGCAUCCCUAUGGGGUGGCUAAAGUCAGCCUGGCUGAUUUACUGCUAGGUGAGAAGGCCUUGAACUUCUCUGCACCAAUCCAUAACUGCUCAGUUCAGGAUACAACUGUCUGCCAAGGGGAGACCAUCAGUCAGAAGGCCAGGGGAGCUGGUGGCUCUCAAGUUGUGCAGCUGCCAAUGGGGCAUUAUGUAAACUCUGAGUCCUAUCUUAAAGUGAGGGUUGAAAUAACUGUGCCGUUACGGCCUGCAGAUGAAUUGGAUGACUCUGAAAUGGAACAUUGCCCCUAUGGCUACAUCAUCUAUAUUUUUGACUAUAAGAAUACAUCGCUCUGGAGUCACUUGCUGCGAGAGAUUACAGAAAUCAACGCAGAAGCGCUUAAACUUGAUUCUUACCCACUGCAUAUAAUUCAGAAAUCCCUUAAUACUUUAAAACUGAACCAGAAGCUUUCAGCAGAGGAGAUUGCUCAACUGGACGUCCUUACUGGAUUUCACAUACUGGAUGGAGCUUUUCACAUUCUUGUUUUGGAAGGAUUGAAGAACAAAGCACUUAAGAAGAUGUUCAGUACAAGAAUAGAUAGGUUGCAUGAAACUAAAAAUGGAAGACUACAAAUACUCUAUAACUCACAUCUAGCUUUUCAUCAGCGCCUGUAUGUAGACCUUGAGGCUGUCCUUUUUCAUAUCCGUCUCUGCAAGCCACUGUCUAGUCUCAUGAAGCAGCCCUUGCUGUAUGUCCGGGAUAUGAUUCCCCAGCCGUGUUUUGAAGCUCUGAGAAGGUUAGAUUGUUCGCUGGAUUACCUUUGCUGCAGUAAGAAGUUAAGGGAUGUGGUCCAUCACAACCUCUUGCCCUCUGCAGCAAUGAUCACAAUGCUAAGUCAAGAGUUUGGGGUUCCCUUGACUAAAGAUGACCUGUUCAUUCAGGAGCACGCAGACACCUUGGAGGCAUGUCAUAGCCCAACCAAGUAUUUCCCCAUGAAACGAGGCAAACGUUCCCAUUUGGAGAACUACAAUGAAGAGUACCUAGUAAGAAAAAGAAACAUGGAAAUCCAGAUGCCACAAGAUUACAUUAAGUCUAAUAUUGAAAAUAUUCACCUGCUCAGCAAGAUGGUGAAAAAGGAAGCCCCGAGAACCAUCAGGGCUUUCCCUUCUGAUGGCAAGUCUAUCUUUAACUAUAGUACUCAAACCCUGAAUUCUGCAGAAAUUGCAAAGAAGCUACUUCGUCAGGACAUGGCACAGGUGCCAGACAAGAGGUUUGCUUAUAGUGAUGAAUAUAUAUCAGGCAUGUUUGAUCCAGUGGAUGAGGACAGUGCAGCAAAAGAAUCCAUCAAGCAAACCAAGAAGUUGUGGCUGUCACCAGAAGGGUUUGUAUAUCCUGGAUUUAAGAGCAGCAUAGAAGCCAACUUGCAUCGGUGCAUGCCUGACGAGGCCCGACGGAUGGAGCUAUGUGAGAAAUGGCAGGAGAACUUUCUACAUGCCAGCAGUAUGAAGCCAGUGCUGGACCGGGACAGAUGGAAGGGGGACAAGCAUAAAAUCGAUUUUGACCUCUAUAAAAAGCCAUCACAUGUCUUCAUCACCCCUGACACAUACAGAGAAGAGCCUCAAAAAGUCAUCUGCUGCAACACUGCACUGAAAGUUCAUAGGUGCUGCCCAGCAACAGAGCUCAUUUCCAGUGGACCAAAUGCCAGUUGUCAGCUAGCACGUCUCCAAGGACUCCUGAAGGAUAAACCAGUCAAGCUGUCCCUAAAGAUGCAGAUAGUUGAAAGAGUUGACCAGAAUGAGCUUUGA
Molecule: messenger RNA, 2646 nt
Organism: Varanus komodoensis (Komodo dragon)
Lineage: Eukaryota; Metazoa; Chordata; Lepidosauria; Squamata; Varanidae
Gene: CFAP92
Product: cilia and flagella associated protein 92 (putative)
Exons: 11
Coding region: 1-2646 (881 amino acids)
Source: RefSeq, a predicted model, not a curated record